AUGCUACUCGAAGAAGAUCCAGCGACUCUCCUCCGCCACACCAUCUCGAAUUUCAGCACACAACCCGACCGCGCAGCCGUCUCCCGCAUCAACGAGAGUCUCUCAACACUACAGCAGUCACGCGAGCUGCGCCUAAAUGACGCAGAGACAGCUCUUCGGAAACUCUCGCGUCAACUGGCAACUGUCUCAUCCCAGCAUAGAGAAGCGACUGGCUCGCACGACGCACAGCGUCACGCGAGUGAGAUUGUAGAGCUGGACACCAAGAAAUUUCGAGUCGCUAAACAGGCUCAAGAGCUGGAAGUUGAGGGUGAAAGGCUUGAUUCAGAGCUUGAUCGACUGAGGCGGCGAUUGGAAGACUUGGAAGAGCAGGGCGUAGAAGGAGAUGCACAGGCACGCGCACAGAGAGAGGUGGAUGAUCCUACAGUGUUGAGGCUAUGGCUCUACCGAUCUCUAGGAAUCACGCUCGAACCAGAUCACGCUGGCAACUACAACAAGGCGACUGUAAACAAUACCAAGAAGGGUGAUGUGCAUAUUGUGAACGUUGAGCCGCAGAAAUUCAGCAAGUAUUUCUAUGCCGACUAUUUCUGGAGCACCAUGCAAGGAUAA
Molecule: messenger RNA, 606 nt
Organism: Lithohypha guttulata
Lineage: Eukaryota; Fungi; Ascomycota; Eurotiomycetes; Chaetothyriales; Trichomeriaceae
Gene: spc24
Product: putative kinetochore protein spc24
Exons: 2
Coding region: 1-606 (201 amino acids)
Biological process (GO): chromosome segregation
Cellular component (GO): Ndc80 complex
Molecular function (GO): microtubule binding
Source: RefSeq, a predicted model, not a curated record